This is a messenger RNA of Linum tenue, 765 nucleotides long. Lineage: Eukaryota; Viridiplantae; Streptophyta; Magnoliopsida; Malpighiales; Linaceae. The record is from the annotation of a GenBank genome assembly.
UCAAAAUUAAACCACUCUGCCGCCCUCUGCCUAUAUAUAGUCUCCCAACACACACAACAAAAUCCAGCAAACUAAUUAAACCUCCUGCACACCUUCAUCCCACAGGAAAACCAUCAUCGAUCGAUCAAAAAUACCAAACAUGGAGAGCAGAAGCGUUAGUUUGACUGCACUGGCAAUGAUGCUAGCGCUGUUCCUCGCCGCCGCGGCCGGCCCGGCCCAGUGCCAGCCGUCGUCGGUGGCUGAUCCGGGCAGCUCCUACAAAGGGCACAAGGCGUGCGACCCAAUGUGUUUCGUGAAAUGUGUGAUGUCCGGAGGGGACAUCAACUGCUUCGGCACCUGCAUACUGCAGUGCCUCUUCCCGACCACCGGCGGAGAGCCCGACCGCACCGACCCCCAGGCCUCCUGCAUGGCCGACUGCGCCGUCCCCGCCUGCGCCAAGCUCUGCACCAAAGCCGAACCAUCUCCAAGGGAACGGAACUUUGCCUGGAGUCUUGCGGAGACCACUGCGCAGACGUGAAGAAGCAAGGGAGCGGAACUUCGCCAUGAAUUGAACAUCAUGGUGGCGCGGUUCAUCAAUGGCGGGGGAUGGACCGUCGUUGAAAUUAAGUUCGACGCUUUGUAAUCUUUCACUACAGUAAGAGAUGGGUUUAAAUAAAACGGACACUCAAAUUUACGAAUGAAGUUGGUGUCCAUAUAAUAAUGCAAUUGAUGUAUCGGUUCCAUAUUUCAAUAUAUAUAUAGUUUAAUAAAUGAAGUUUUUUAAUA